Trypanosoma brucei brucei TREU927 is the source of this 1116-nucleotide messenger RNA. RefSeq lists its product as hypothetical. The transcript has a single exon. The record is from RefSeq and is a predicted model, not a curated record. Lineage: Eukaryota; Euglenozoa; Kinetoplastea; Trypanosomatida; Trypanosomatidae. Bases 1 to 1116 code for a protein of 371 amino acids.
AUGUCUGCUGACCCCACAUCUACUGCUCUUGCUCAGCUCUAUGUGGAUGAGGACAAGACACACAAAUCGUUAGUUCCCGAUGAUGUGGUUAUCCGCGACUACUUAAGCUGUAUCAAUGAUGAUACGUGGGUGCGACACGCAGAGCUCGUGAACAUGUCCGACCUGAAGGAAACGGAGUCGGAAGAAGUGGUGAAGGAGGAGGUGCUCCGUGCGUACAUUGAGGAGCGCCGUAGAUCCAACACUGAGCGUCGGGACCUUGUCAUGGAGGGAAUUCAAUGGCAAGAGAGGUUUAUGGAGGAGUACAAGCGGGAUCAGCGCACGCGGGACAUGUCAGAGGCGGCAAGUUACAAACAAGGUCUGAUAAGCAGCUUCCGAACGAAGAGAGGGACAGAAGGAGCCAAGGGCACUGGUGCGGACGAAGUGAAGGCUAUCGGUUAUACUGGCGUCAGUGGUUCUCGAAGCGCUGCUCCUCCAGUGGGUGCAACAUGUGAUAUAACGCCGUCAAUCUACUCUACUAAACCAAUUCAAGAGGCCCUCAAGAGCCCCAAGAAAGAGGAGGAUCCAUACCCAGUUGAGCAACCCGCGGAGCAGGCCCCAGAACCAGCUGAUAAACCUGAGGAGGAAACCGAGCAACCUGCGGAGGAAGCUUCACAACCGGCUGAGGUGCCUGCAGAGGAACCACAGCAAACUGAGGAACUCGCGGAGGAAACAUCGUACCCGGUGGAGCAACCUGCUGAGGAGGUUUCGCAACCAGCUGAGGAGCCGGCUGAGCAACCUGCUGAGGAGGUUUCGCAACCAGUUGAGGAGCCGGCUGAGCAACCCGUGGAGGAAGCUACCGAACAGCCCGUUGAGGAACCUCUGGAAGAAGCUUCACAACCGGCUGAGGUGCCUGCAGAGGAACCACAGCAAACUGAGGAACUCGCGGAGGAAACAUCGUACCCGGUGGAGCAACCUGCUGAGGAAGUUUCGCAACCAGUUGAGGAACCGGCUGAGCAACCUGCUGAGGAAGCUACCGAACAGCCCGUUGAGGAACCACAGGAGGAGGUUGCACAAGAUGCUCCAGAGGAGGCGGCGGGUGAUGCUCCUGCUGAAGAAAAUGCGGAGGCUCAGGAGUAG